AUGGACAAAUUACCAUCCGAGAUACUUGUUAUGAUAGCCGAGAAUCUAAGACAAGGACCUGAGCUUGUGAUUCCUCUCCGCCGCGCUUACAUUCCUUACGAGUCAACGUUUGAUCUAUCUUCUUUACCACCAGACCCAUAUCGCCCCCGGCGGCCUGUCCCUGGUGACCCGCCGCUACGGGGACCUCUUUUACAACAUACUCGACCAUUAAUGAGCGAAGAUGAAAAGGCUAAAUAUUUCUACACGACGAAAGCUUGGAAGAAAUUGGACUGGAGCUCAUGCCUCAAUUGGGAUUUCGAAUCGCGUGAAAAUUGGGUAGCAGUCAUCCAGACCCUGCUAGAUCUUCUCAACUUCUCACUCACCGGCCGCAAAUACCACGUAAUUGUUCACCCUGUCAUGCGGCAAGUCUUGGAUUUGAUCAUGAACUGCAUAAUUCCUCCGUGGCGUACAGGAGACAUAGUCUACGCCACCAACGAGUCUGGAGUUCAAGCCGAUCUAAGUCAAUACCUUGAGAGCAUUACCCGACUAGACCGUCACUUUCACCGGUGGGCAGCUCGAAAGACGGCUCCUCCAGAUCGCUACCGAAUCAAGCGUUUCACGAAGCAAACCACACGUUUCGAUUACGACACCUGGGCACAGCGAUUGGGAGACGAUAGAUUUUACAUGCCAGACCUCGGACGCUAUGGUACCAGCACUCAUUACACGCCGGAUUUUGACCCGCUCUGUCUUAGCCGGCAAGUCAACACAGAGCCACUGGCCCUUCACAUGUUCCCGAAACGUCUUCACCAUCAUGAGCCAGCUGGCAUACUGUUCUUGCUGAGAAGCCUGAUCAACGAAAUCAUCGAAAUUAGGUAUCUUACCAGGACAGAUGAAUUCGAGAUCUUGCUUCGUCGUCCAGCUACAGGACGGGCUCCGACAACAUCUAGUCGGAUGAAUUUUGAAGGACACCAGGUUCAAACGCUUGUCACACUUAAUAAAGAUGAGAUACGUUCGCUAGAUUAG
This is a messenger RNA of Bacidia gigantensis, 1002 nucleotides long. RefSeq lists its product as uncharacterized. The transcript has a single exon. Bases 1 to 1002 code for a protein of 333 amino acids. Lineage: Eukaryota; Fungi; Ascomycota; Lecanoromycetes; Lecanorales; Ramalinaceae. The record is from RefSeq and is a predicted model, not a curated record.